UUUCUGGUUCCUGCGGCAUACUCAUUUCUUCAUCGACGCAACUUUUAAGUUGGACUCCUUGGUGGCCAUUGGUUUCGUUUGGAUCAUAUUCGAUGCUGUCUGUCGGACCUUGUUGACUGAUACCAAUGUCGUACAUUACAGGAUUAUACAAGUAAUACUCAACCUCGAACGCGCUUUAUAUUCGGCUGUAUGUAAUCACAACAAUGUGCGAUUCCGGUUGGUUCAAAAAACAGUUUGGGGACGAGAUGUGUCGAUAUAGUUGGCGGGUCGUUCUAAGUCUAGCGUUCAUGGUCAAUGCGGGUCACUGAGGCCGAGGGCUGUUGGAGCUUGUACGCUAUUCCACGCCAACUCCGUUUCAUGUCAUGGUAAUGAUGUCGUAUCAUCUCCGAAACGCCUCGGCCAAACACAGCUACGUCGGCUAAGAUUUAGAAAUGCAAUGCAGAUUUAGAGGACCCCUCCAAAGUCUAGAACGGAUGGUCCUUUUCGAACUCUGGUAGCAUCUGUGUCGGCUUAACCCGCCCUAGACACCCUUGAGCGGUUCAGAAAAGCUUUUGGUUUAGAAAAGGCCACGGAAAGUCCUCCACUGCGACCUGAACCGCGCUCUGCCUUCCGAUGCCGAUUAUUGCCGUACCGAACUGGAACCAUGUGGAGGGAGACAUCCAGUCUCCCUCAGCCCUGAAUCAGCACUCAUAUGGCUUUCCCACUCGCUACAUCCCAAACGACGACGACGACGACGAUGAUAGGACGCAAUUCUCGAAAUCAAAGUGGCUGUUACGCGGAGUUCAACGUCCUCUGCCUGCAAAAUUGGAAGUCUUAUAUAGGAGGUGAAGAGGAAUGGUUUGGAGAAGCGCCAUCUUACGUAUGCGCUGUGGUGUCCUCGACUGAUACGGGAAAGCCGAUUCAUUUUAUUCAUUAUUGUCUCCUCCCACGACCCGCCGAGUCCGAUAUAAAGCGAAUUGAGGGUGGAGGGUGAGAAGGGAGCUGACGUUGUGAACAUGCCCUCGACCGCUCGUAAGACGUGGUUUUCCCUUGCUUUUCUCGCCGCGUCGAGUUUGGGGGCAUUUUUCGAGGAUAUCUCGGUCGUUCCUCAAGGCAGCUAUGAUUUCAUAGUCAUUGGAGGAGGUACAGCGGGUUUAGUAGUCGCGAAUAGGCUCAGCGAAAAUCCAAAAGUUUCAGUUCUCGUUAUUGAAGCCGGUGUUUCAAAUAAGGAUGUAUUGAAUCUCGAAGUACCAUUCUUUUGCACCCGCGCGGCUCCUAGAACCGCAUACGACUGGAAUUAUACAACCGUACCCCAAGAACAGCUCAGUGGCAGGUCACUCGACUACAAUCGUGGAUACACAUUGGGAGGGAGUAGCAGCAUCAAUUACAUGGCUUAUACCCGUGGCUCCUCAGAAGAAUACGAUCGCAUAGCCCAAAUUACCGGAGAUGUGGGCUGGUCGUGGAAGAGCCUUCAACCAUUCAUUCUCCGCAACGAAAUCGUCACCCCACCAGCCGACCACCAUAACACUGAAGGCCAAUACAAUCCCGCGGUACAUGGUCAUGAUGGAGUGAAUUCAGACAGUCUUCCGGGUUUCCCAACGCCGAUUGAUGAGCGGUUUAUGCGAGGUGCCCAAGAGCUUUCAAAUGAAUUCCCAUACAAUGAAGAUUAUAACAGCGGCAACCACCUCGGUCUAGGGUGGGCAAUAGCUACUAUUCGUGAUGGAGCACGAAGUAGCUCAGCUACCUCCUACCUCGGACCGAAGUACGCUGCACGACCGAAUCUCCAUGUCGUUGUGAAUUCUCGGGUAACUCGAGUUCUUUCCUCGAGCGAGCAGCCUAUCGGAAACGAUAAUGAGGGAAAAGCACCCACCAAGGUCGUCUCUAUGGAUACGGUAGAGGUUGCGAAUUCGCCUGAUGGUCCGAGAAAACGGAUAACAGCCAAAAAAGAGAUCAUCCUUUCCGCUGGUUCUAUUGGGUCUCCCCAGAUUCUGAUGAACUCCGGAAUAGGGAAUUCAACGGCUUUGGCGAAACUCGGUAUCAGGACUAUCCUAGACAACCCUUCAGUUGGUCAGAACCUCACGGAUCAUCCGGUCCUCGGCAAUACUUGGUUCGUUAACACGACAGAAACAUGGGAGACACUCGUCCGCAACGAGAGUUACGCUGAGGAGGCGCUGCAACUAUGGAAGACGCGACGCCAGGGUCCGCUUGUCAACACAAUAACGACACAACUGGGUUGGCUUCGUAUUCCUGACGACUCGCUUGCAUUCAGGAACCACUCGGAUCCUGCAGCAGGUCCGAAUACUGCUCAUUACGAGUUUGUUUUUGCUAAUGGCCUGAGAGGCACACCACCGCCUGAGGGUAACUUCCUUACAAUCUCUACUGUCGUCGUGUCACCCGUCUCUCGGGGUUCCAUUCAGUUGCGUUCUAACGACCCCUUCGAUGCUCCUCUCAUCAACCCGAAUUUCUUUGGUUCCGAGUUCGACAUGAUUGUCAUGAAAGAGGCAAUUCAAGCUGCUCGUCGUUUCGCUGCUGCCAAGGCAUGGGAGGGUUACAUUCUCAAGCCUUUCUUCAAUUCUACAACGGAUGCAGAGAUCGAGAGUAUGAUACGUGAUACUGCCCGUUCGAUCUACCAUCCUGCAGGGACAGCCGCUAUGACUGCUAAGAAUGCUGGUUAUGGGGUGGUAAAUCCUGACCUGAGGGUCAAAGGGAUAUCUGGCCUUCGUGUCAUUGACGCCUCAGUCUUUCCCUUUAUACCCGCUGCUCAUACGCAGGUCCCUGUUUAUAUCAUAGCUGAAAGAGCGGCUGAUUUGAUAAAGAGUUCAUGGAAUCUCUGAGAAGCAGGGAACUCUGUAAAGCUUUUCAAUUCCUUUGUCCCUCUUGUUACGUUUUAUGUUGAGUCUGGUUAGCCGACCUUCCCGCGAUGUUGUCAACCUUUGGCUACGAUGCGCGUACACUGCAGGGCCACUACAGGAAUUCAGUCCAUGUGUUUGAUUUUGAUUUUGUCGAAUAACGUGGAAGAAGAAGUUCUCCAUUCAAAAUCAUAAUUGAGUAUCGGGUCUCCAUGCAAUAGCCCACGUAAUCUGAGCCAUCAACAAGUUCGAGCUUUAAAUAAUACCGGGUAGGAACGAGGGUCCGCGCACACCACCACCCACUGCUUGUUCCUGCAGCGGUGCAUAUCACCUUCUUUUUCUAAAUGUCCCCCGUUGCUGGAAUACCUUCAGAUGUUCGAAACAU
Molecule: messenger RNA, 3213 nt
Organism: Marasmius oreades (fairy-ring Marasmius)
Lineage: Eukaryota; Fungi; Basidiomycota; Agaricomycetes; Agaricales; Marasmiaceae
Exons: 16
Coding region: 996-2813 (605 amino acids)
Molecular function (GO): oxidoreductase activity, acting on CH-OH group of donors; flavin adenine dinucleotide binding
Source: RefSeq, a predicted model, not a curated record